GAAUGUGUUCUAAUUCCACCUCCACUUACAGUAUAUAUAAAAAGGUACCAUCAUUCAUUAUUCAAACAACCGAAAAAUCUCCUCUGAAUUUUCCAAGAAGGAAACUAAACUUUUUAGCAGAUAUGUCUGGAAUCAAAGGAAAAUGUGUUGCCCAGAAGAUCCAAUGCCAAGAUCCAUGCAACCCUUGCCAAAACGUAGUAGUCUGCAAAGAUCCAUGCAACCCUUGCCAAAACGUAGUAGUCUGCAAAGAUCCAUGCCAAGACCCAUGUAAGCCUCAUCAUCCUCACCAUCCUCACCAUCAUCACCAUGGCGCCGUUCAUGUUCACCAACAAGAUCCAUGCAAUCCAUGCAACCCUUGUGUUGUCCCCUGUUGUCCUGAUCCGUGUGAUCCUUGCCAUGGCCAUGGACAUGGACAUUUCUGCUGUGAUAAAUGAAGACAUCAUGUUUGUGUCUAUAAUCUGAUCUACUUAUUUAUUUCUCUGCAAAAUAAACCACACUCCUCUCAUUGUACAAUGUUAAAUCCUGAAUAUUUUGUCUCUGGUUAAUUAAAUCAUCUCAAUAAAGCUUUGCAACUGA
Molecule: messenger RNA, 576 nt
Organism: Rana temporaria (common frog)
Lineage: Eukaryota; Metazoa; Chordata; Amphibia; Anura; Ranidae
Product: outer dense fiber protein 1-like
Exons: 4
Coding region: 3-434 (143 amino acids)
Source: RefSeq, a predicted model, not a curated record